AUGGGGAAAAGCCUGACGGAACAAUGCUGCGUAAAGGUAGAAGGCACACAGCGGGGUGAUUCUGCUCCCAAUUUCAACAGUGGUGGUCCAGAUGGAAAGGAUAUGGACAUAGUUGUGACAUACACUAAUGCUUUUGGUAAUUUUCAAAUCAAUAGAGUGAAAAUGAGUCAGCUUUCUUCUUCAUGGAUCUUUGAAAGCCCCACAAAUGAAGGCAGUGACUCGCCAAAACAGUCCAAGGUACUGGCUGUUGAUUUUAGCAUCAAAGAUUUAUAUAAAGAUGGCAAGGGAUUAGAAGAGAAUGUUGACCAUCAUGGGGUUGAUAAUCACUCUGAUGAAGAUGGACCUGUGUAUCGUAAAAUGACAUCAAUGAGCCCAAUGAAGCUCAAGCGCAAGAUGUUGCGGCAGAGAAGAAGGGAACUUCGAACAGCGGAGCUAAUUCGAGAAGAUAAAGUGAAUAUUGACAAAGUACAAGCGACAAGAUUUGAACCGUCUGAAACCUUUGAACCUGGAGUUGGGGUGAAAAGAAGUAUAUGGAGGAGAGAUUUUGAAAGUUUAAAGUCCGAUUUUACAUUGAAACUUCUGCGAGAUCAGAUAAGUUUGGCCAAAGCAUAUGCACAAGUUGCGAAGUCUAAGAACGAAAGCAGUCUUUACAGUUCUAUUAUGAAACAAUGCAUAGAAAGUCAACGUGCCAUCGGAGAAGCAAAUUCUGAUGCUGAGCUUCACCCAAGUGCACUUAAUCAAACAAUAGCAAUCGGUCGUCUUCUCUCUAUAGCUAAGAACCAACUAUAUGAUUGCCCCACAGUGCAGAGAAAAUUUCAAGGUAUGAUCCAAUCAACUGAAGAUAAUGUACAUGAUCUAAAUAAAAAGAGCUCAUUCUUAAUUCAACUGGCUGCAAAAGUUGUCCCUAGACCAUUGCAUUGUCUAGCACUGCAGCUAGCCACAGAUUAUUUCCUAAAAGAUCAUACAAAAAUUAAGGAUUUGAACCCUGAAAAGUUUGUAGAUCCAUCUCUCUACCAUUAUGCAAUCUUUUCCGAUAACAUACUUGCGACAUCUGUGGUUAUUAAUUCUACUAUGCUGCACACUAAGGAGCUGCAGAAACACGUUUUUCACAUAGUCACAGAUAAACUGAAUUUCGCGGCGAUGAAGAUGUGGUUUCUUGUGAAUUCUCCAAAAGAAGCCACAGUCCAAGUUGAGAACAUUGAUGAUUUCAAAUGGUUGAAUUCCUCUUAUUGUUCUGUUCUCCGUCAACUCGAAUCUGCAAGACUUCAGGAGUACUAUUUCAAGGCAAAUCACCCUUCAUCACUUUCGGGUGGGCCUGACAAUCUCAAAUACAGGAAUCCAAAGUACUUGUCUAUGCUGAAUCAUCUUAGAUUUUACCUUCCUGAAGUUUAUCCGAAGCUUGACAAGAUCCUGUUUUUGGAUGAUGAUAUUGUGGUUCAAAAGGAUUUAACCCCUCUUUGGUCCAUUGAUCUUCAUGGGAUGGUCAAUGGUGCAGUGGAAACCUGCAAGGGGGGCUUUCACAGGUUUGAUAAAUAUCUCAACUUCUCUAAUCCAAAAAUCUAUGAGCAUUUUGCUCGAGAUGCUUGUGGUUGGGCAUUUGGCAUGAAUAUAUUCGACUUAAAGGAGUGGAGGAAGCGAAACCUCACCGCAAUAUAUCACCAUUGGCAAGAUCAGAACGAGAAUAGAAAUCUAUGGAAACUCGGGUCAUUGCCGCCGGGACUGAUUACAUUUUACAACCAGACCUAUGCUUUGGAACGAAAGUGGCAUGUGUUGGGGCUAGGCUAUGACCGAGCCCUUAACAAAACAGAGAUAGAGAAUGGGGCAGUCAUCCAUUACAAUGGAAACUUGAAGCCAUGGUUGGAUUUGGCUAUAACCAAGUACCAGUCUUACUGGUCAAAACAUGUAAUGUUUGAUAAUUAUUAUCUUCAACUGUGCGGCACAAGGGAAUAA
This is a messenger RNA of Pistacia vera, 1950 nucleotides long. Its product is annotated as probable galacturonosyltransferase 3. Bases 1 to 1950 code for a protein of 649 amino acids. Gene Ontology annotation, molecular function: polygalacturonate 4-alpha-galacturonosyltransferase activity. The transcript is spliced from 7 exons. The record is from RefSeq and is a predicted model, not a curated record. Lineage: Eukaryota; Viridiplantae; Streptophyta; Magnoliopsida; Sapindales; Anacardiaceae.